This is a messenger RNA of Hypanus sabinus (Atlantic stingray), 2042 nucleotides long. RefSeq names its product G-protein coupled receptor 20-like. The record is from RefSeq and is a predicted model, not a curated record. The transcript is spliced from 2 exons. Gene Ontology annotation, cellular component: membrane. Bases 377 to 1384 code for a protein of 335 amino acids. Lineage: Eukaryota; Metazoa; Chordata; Chondrichthyes; Myliobatiformes; Dasyatidae. Gene Ontology annotation, biological process: phospholipase C-activating G protein-coupled receptor signaling pathway; positive regulation of Rho protein signal transduction. Gene Ontology annotation, molecular function: G protein-coupled receptor activity.
GCUGUAUGUGGAGUUUAUAAUAUUAUUCCUAUAACUAAAAAGCUGUUAAUUCCAAUUUUUCACUUUUAUACAUUUCAUUAAUUUAAAUUUUCUUUGGUUUAUACUUUAGUGGUUUAAGUUUAUUUGCAUUAAUUCUCCAGCCCUGGAGAGUCUGUGGGUUGUAAGCAGUUCACAGCAGUUUACCAAAGCAGUGCAGACUUGAAGAAAAAAGAAAGGUCUGACGUCAACUGCCUCUAAAUCAUCCCUGAGUUCCCCUAAGCUGGUCAAAGGCAAGUCCGAAACGAUGCACUGUGUGUCACAUCAUUAAACAUCUGAAUUACAGACAGAACCAGCUGCUCACAUUGAAGUCGACUGAAAGUCAACCGGAAGUUCAGCUAUGCAGACUACAACAGUUGAGCAAAUUCUUGCCAACCUAUCGACAAGUGGCCACAGCAAUGGAAGUCAUACCCAUAAGGAGCCCUACCUACAUAAACUCGCGCACCUCGACGAAGCUCUCUACAAUGAUUACUACAGUCUGUGGCUCGCCCUGAUGAUAAUUAAUGUUCUCAUAUUUGUAGUUGGCAUUGUCCUCAACAGUGUGGCAUUGUAUGUUUUCUGCUUUCGUACCAAGACUAAAACAACAUCUGUCAUCUACACCAUAAACCUGGUGAUCACAGAUUUGAUGGUGGGUUUCUCCUUACCGACCAGGAUAAUAAUGUAUUGCAGUGGCGGCAAAUGCUUGACCUGCUCAUUUGUACACAUUUUCAGCUACUUUGUGAACAUGUACUGCAGCAUUCUCUUCCUAACCUGUAUCUGUGUAGACAGAUACCUUGCCAUCGUCCAGGUUGAAGCGUCACGCAAGUGGAGGAACCCCUACUACGCCAAAGGGAUUUGCGUCUUUAUUUGGCUCUUUGCCAUUAUUGUCACCUACUCUAUCCUUUCCACAGCAAUCAAGUACGCUGCGUGUUGUCUGUCUAAGCUCUUUGCUCUGACUGUAUUUGAGUAUUUUCUGCCUUUACUAAUCAUCACAGUCUUCACCAUUAGGAUCAUGUGCGCCCUUGCCAAACCAAACUUAAUGCAGCAGAGCAGAGAAAGACGUAUGAGAGCUGUCCAGCUUCUAAUCACUGUCCUAAUUAUUUUCAUGAUAUGCUUUACACCCUUUCAUGUUCGUCAAGUUGUGAUCUACAUCAAACCUGAUAUCCCGCUGCAUACCAGCCUAAUCGUAUACCACGUCACGGUGACCCUCAGUAGCCUCAACAGCUGUUUGGACCCAAUUGUCUAUUGCUUUGUCACUAACAACUUCCAAUCCACGAUGAGGAACAUCUUUGUCAAGACUGACCCUGAACAAAUCAGCGGAGAUAUAAUCAGCAUGCAGAAAAGCUCCAAGGUAACCUCAGUGAAGUAAGUGUGUGCAAACGUGACAAGGAAUGACUGUGUACUGAACAGUGAACAAUAAACAGAACAUGAAGCAUCGCUUCAGAUACAAAGAUGGGGACUUUAACGUGUUAUAAGUUUUUUUUUACUUUGGGGCUUGUUUAAUUUCAUGUUUUGAUGUUCAUAAUACAACAUUUUGUACAGUUAAGGUGAAAUUUAUUCAUGGUCUUCUUUACUAGACAAUGAUGACAGACAUGCUUUCUUCAGUUUAGGUAACGUUCCAUUAGUUGUAAGACUAUAUGGCAUUGGCUGGCAAAGAAAAGAGAAACAAAGUCACAAUGUUUGCUUCAUUAUUUUAUAAUACAGGAGAAAAAUCCUUGGGCUUCAGCCAAAUGCAAUGGAAAAACCUUUGUUCUCCUUGUAAAAACAGACUUUUUCAGAGAUAAAUCAGCAGUAUUUAUAUACCUGUCUGUUCCAUUUUCCCAUUCUUAUUGCCUCACUUCUUGUGAUGCGUUGAAUAUAUUUUGUAAAAUUUCCUGAUUUAUUAACCUCAUUGUAAUGUAGCCACUGGAGUUGUCAUUGAGUAGACAAGAUGAAGACUGACACAUUCAGACCUCCAUUUUCUGAGCCUGGUGUUUCUGAUGUGUACUAUAAUGAAAGGGCUAUAUUGCAUAUUGGGAAAGAACAAU